AUGACUGCGUUAAGCAAAUACAUACGUGCUGGAUCAUUUGGCAGUUUAAUAUUCACUCUAUGGUUGGCAAACUGUGUAUUUUGGAUUCAAUUGUUUGGCAAUGAAUUUCUAUCCAAUUUAGCGAACCCUCCGUUGCGUUCUAUAAACAGUGUUAAAGAUAUUGGACCCGGAAUUACACAUCCUACCAGAACUCAAAUAUCGCAGACCAUUGCCCUUCAGAUUCAGCUCAACCGGUCUAUUAAUGCCAUUAAACACAUCCCUAAGCAGGUUAUCGUUACUUAUAUGGUUAUGACUAACAUCAAGCGCCACAUCAAACGCGUGCUUAUCGAGUUUGUAGCUAUAAAUGGCGCAUGCGCUCAGCGUUAUUCUGGCAAGUUGAGUUAUGUUUGCGAACGCGUAGGGGGCGACGUUGUCAAUUUGGCAAUCUGUAUAUUUACUGGUAGGCUCGGGGUCGACAAUUUCUAUCACGGUCAGUGUCGGCCCGGUGGCGCCCCUAACGGCUGCGAAAAGGUUGGCCCUCUGAACGACAUCGUUGUUAAAGUGGCCGCUGAUGUAGAGGUCGCUGACCGCGUUGCCGGCAAAAGCAUCCGGGUGAAUUGUUUUGAGCUUGUCCGAGCCUCUGAGUUCGAUCUUGGUGAAUUGGAUAUCGCUGAACGCCCUUGCUGGUAUUUCUGUCAGCUCCGGGUAGGAGAUGUGUUGGCUCAGGUGUUGAAAGUAUUGGCCCAAAUUGAACGGCUCGGGGCCGUCGCACACCACGUAUCGGCCGAAUGA
This is a messenger RNA of Medioppia subpectinata, 771 nucleotides long. Lineage: Eukaryota; Metazoa; Arthropoda; Arachnida; Sarcoptiformes; Oppiidae. The record is from the annotation of a GenBank genome assembly.